This is a messenger RNA of Brenthis ino (lesser marbled fritillary), 7035 nucleotides long. The record is from the annotation of a GenBank genome assembly. Lineage: Eukaryota; Metazoa; Arthropoda; Insecta; Lepidoptera; Nymphalidae.
AUGUUGAAACGGCGGACGUCCAAACGUUUUGUACUGGGUGAUACGUCGGUGGAUGAGGGGAAUUGGGAAGAUGAGGCUGCUGAAGUUAUACCAUCAGCUUUGGUGCAGAAAUUUCAAAUGAAAUUGGAUGCUGAUUUGGAUGGGGCUAAACAAAAUGAAGAUCUUCCGCAAGUGCAAGAUGGACGUUUGCUUAGAACACCCACAGGAACCUUACAACCGUCUAUGUCCCAAGGCACAGUGAUACACAGCCAGAGGUUCCAAGAGAAAGACUUUACUAUUGCUACACCUGAAGAGUUUGUCCGGAGAUUUCAAGGGACGAAACCUAUUAAUAAGAUACUGAUCGCUAACAACGGUAUCGGCGCAGUAAAAUGUAUGCGAUCAAUUCGAAGAUGGUCCUACGAAAUGUUCAAAAACGAAAGGGCAGUCCGGUUCGUGGUUAUGGUAACCCCAGAAGAUUUGAAAGCAAACGCCGAAUACAUAAAAAUGGCGGAUCACUACGUCCCAGUACCCGGUGGAUCGAAUAAUAAUAAUUAUGCGAAUGUUGAACUCAUUGUUGAUAUCGCCGUCAGGACCCAAGUACAAGCCGUAUGGGCAGGUUGGGGUCAUGCUUCAGAGAACCCCAAACUCCCAGAGUUAUUACACCGGGCUGGUGUGGUCUUCAUCGGUCCCCCGGAGAAAGCUAUGUGGGCUUUAGGAGACAAGAUUGCUUCAUCUAUAGUGGCGCAGACUGCGGAUAUACCAACUUUGCCAUGGAGUGGAAGUGAACUAAAAGCUGAAUACAACACUAAGAAAAUCAAGAUAUCGUCUGAAUUAUUCGCUAAGGGCUGUGUGUCGUCCCCCGAGCAAGGUCUGCAGGCCGCUAAUAAAAUUGGAUUCCCCGUCAUGAUCAAGGCGUCAGAGGGCGGUGGUGGCAAAGGUAUCAGAAAAGUGGAAAACGCUGACGACUUCAAUAACAUGUUUAGACAGGUGCAAGCCGAAGUUCCAGGGUCACCGAUAUUCGUGAUGAAGUUGGCCAAAUCCGCUCGCCAUUUGGAAGUGCAGUUGCUGGCUGAUCAAUACGGUAACGCAAUAUCGCUAUUUGGCCGCGACUGUUCCAUACAACGCCGUCACCAGAAAAUCAUAGAAGAGGCUCCAGCUGCCAUCGCGAAGCCCGAAGUUUUUAUUGAGAUGGAAAAGGCAGCAGUACGUUUAGCCAAAAUGGUAGGCUACGUCAGUGCCGGCACAGUGGAGUAUCUAUAUGAACCUCUCACUGGCUCUUAUUUCUUCCUAGAACUGAAUCCCAGGCUGCAAGUGGAACAUCCCUGCACUGAGAUGGUGGCUGAUGUUAAUUUACCGGCUGCGCAGUUACAGAUUGCCAUGGGACUUCCCCUAUAUCACAUCAAAGAUAUCCGUCUCCUCUAUGGAGAAUCCCCGUGGGGUAUGACCCAAAUCGACUUCGACGAGCCCAAGCAGAGACCUUCACCCUGGGGUCACGUGAUCGCCGCCAGGAUCACUUCUGAGAAUCCUGAUGAAGGUUUCAAACCAUCCUCCGGUACUGUCCAAGAGCUAAACUUCAGGUCAUCUAAAAAUGUAUGGGGCUACUUCAGUGUAGCGGCUUCAGGUGGACUUCAUGAGUUUGCUGACUCUCAGUUUGGACAUUGUUUCUCUUGGGGAGAGACCAGAGAACAGGCGAGAGAAAAUUUAGUCAUUGCCCUCAAAGAGUUGAGCAUUCGUGGUGAUUUCCGAACUACAGUGGAGUAUCUCAUCACUCUGCUAGAAACUCCGUCUUUCCAAGAGAACCAUAUCGAUACGAGCUGGCUAGAUGCGCUCAUCGCUGAGAGGAUGCAAUCAGAGAAACCGGACGUCAUGUUGGGUGUUUUAUGCGGCUCUAUCCUCAUAGCGGAUAGCAUCAUCACUGCGCACUUGCAAGAGUUCAAGAGUGCGUUGGAAAAAGGACAAAUCCAAGGUUCCAGCCAGUUGUCCAACAACGUAGACGUAGAGUUAAUACACAGUGGACACAAAUACAAAGUGCAAGCGACCAAGUCCGGACCUACAUCAUACUUCCUGGCUCUGAACGGUAGUUUCAAAGAGUUGGAAGUUCAUAAGCUUACAGAUGGUGGUACACUACUAUCAGUCGACGGAGCGUCAUUCACUACAUAUCUAAAAGACGAAGUAGACAAAUAUCGUAUUGUAAUCGGGAAUCAAACUGUGGUCUUUGAGAAGGAGAAGGAUCCUUCCAAGUUACGAGCGCCAUCUGCCGGCAAGUUGAUAAACACAUUGGUGGAAGAUGGCGGCCAUGUGGACAAGGGACAGCCUUAUGCUGAGAUUGAGGUGAUGAAAAUGGUGAUGACCCUGUCGGCCCCGGAGGCGGGCAAAGUGACGUGGUGCCUGCGGCCCGGCGCCGUGCUGGACAUGGGCACGCUCAUGGGGGUCUUAGAGCUCGACGACCCAUCACUAGUGACAACAGCGCAACCCUACAAGGGACAGUUCCCACUUGGAGAUAAUCCGCAGCUGUCGGAGAAAUUGAACCAUGCACAUAACAAGUAUAGAGCCAUAUUGGAGAACACUCUUGCUGGAUAUUGUCUCCCGGAUCCAUACAACACGCCGCGACUAAGAGAAGUGAUUGAAAAGUUCAUGACGAGUUUAAGAGAUCCUUCUUUACCACUUUUAGAAUUGCAAGAAGUGCUAUCAUCGACGUCGGGGCGCAUCCCUAUCUCCGUGGAGAAGAAAGUGCGCAAGCUGAUGGCGCUGUACGAGAGGAACAUCACUAGCGUGCUCGCACAGUUCCCCAGCCAGCAGAUCGCGAGUGUCAUAGAUCACCACGCAGCAUCACUCUCGAAGCGAGCGGACAGAGAUGUGUUCUUCAUGAGCACGCAGGCGUUGGUUGUUUUGGUGCAGAGAUACAGGAACGGUAUCCGGGGCAGGAUGAAGGCGGCGGUUCAUGAUUUACUCAAACAAUACUAUCAAGUAGAAAGCAACUUCCAAUUGGGUUCAUACGACAAGUGCGUGAUGGCGUUGCGCGACCGCUACAAAGACGACAUGCAAGCCGUCGCCAACAUCAUAUUCUCCCAUAACCAAGUACCUAAGAAGAAUUUAUUGGUCACAAUGCUGAUCGAUCACCUGUGGUCCAACGAGCCGGGCCUCACGGACGAGCUGGCGGCCACGCUCAACGAGCUCACCACGCUGCACCGCGCCGAGCACGGCCGCGUCGCGCUGCGCGCCAGGCAGGUGCUGAUAGCGGCCCACCAGCCCGCGUACGAGCUGCGCCACAACCAGAUGGAGUCGAUCUUCCUAUCGGCCGUGGACAUGUACGGACACGACUUCCACCCUGAGAACUUGGAGAAGCUGAUCAUGUCCGAAACGUCUAUAUUUGAUAUAUUGCACGAUUUCUUCUACCACACCAAUGCUGCAGUUUGUAACGCAGCGUUGGAAGUGUACGUGCGUCGCGCGUACACGUCGUACGAUAUCACAUGCUUGCAACACCUGGCUCUGUCCGGAGAGUUGGGGGUCGUUCAUUUCCAGUUUGUCCUGCCUACUGGACAUCCUAACAGGAUACCAAUAAGCCAAUCAGAGAUCGAACUGGCAUCAGCUCAAGAUCAAGAGGGUGUUCCAGCGGAGCUGUCCACGGCGGCCAUGAGGAAAUGCCACCAUAGAACCGGAGCUCUCGCCGCGUUCAAUUCGUUCGAACAGUUCGCUGAAUAUGCAGACGAAUUGCUGGAUUUGGUCCACGAUUUCGCCAGUUCAGCGACUGUCAGACGUGAGGAUUUACAAGCGUUGCAAGAGGGUAGCGAGAAUCGCGAUAGUACAAGUAUCAAUGUUGGGAUGGAUUUGAAGCCUAACAUAGAAGAAGAGGUUCCACUGGAGCCUAUCCACAUCCUGAUGAUAGGUAUCCGGGACACGGGAGAGAACGACGACGGCGCGGUGUCCAGACGCUUCGGGCACUUCUGUCGGGUGCACGCGCGGGAGUUGCAUCAGAAACGGAUCAGGCGUAUCACCUUCAUGUUGCUUAUUAAACGCCAAUUCCCCAAAUUCUUUACGUACCGUGCGAGGAACGAGUUUAAAGAAGACACUAUAUACCGUCAUCUCGAGCCUGCAUCUGCUUUCCAACUGGAACUGUAUAGGAUGAGGAGUUACGACCUGGAAGCUUUACCGACUAGCAACCAGAAGAUGCAUUUGUAUUUGGGUAAAGCUAAGGUGAAGAAAGGUCAAGAGGUGACAGACUACAGAUUCUUCAUCCGCUCCAUCAUCAGGCACCAGGACCUGAUCACCAAGGAGGCGUCCUUCGAAUAUCUGCAGAAUGAGGGUGAAAGGGUGUUGUUAGAAGCAAUGGACGAAUUGGAAGUGGCGUUCUCACAUCAGCUCGCCAAGCGGACAGAUUGCAAUCACAUCUUCUUGAACUUUGGACCUACCGUCAUCAUGGACACCGCUAAGAUAGAAGAGUCAGUUCUUAGCAUGGUGAUGCGGUACGGACCCAGACUGUGGAAGCUCAGGGUCUUGCAGGCUGAGAUCAGAUUUACAUUGAGAAUAGGUCCCGGCGCACCAACAAAGAAUGUCCGACUGUGCCUCUCCAACGGUUCGGGAUAUUCGUUAGACAUAUACACGUACGAGGAAGUCAUCGACCCGAGGACUGGAGUGAUAAUCUUCCAAUCGUUCGGUCCCAAGCAGGGUCCCAUGCACGGCCUGCCCAUAUCCACUCCAUACGUCACUAAGGACUACUUGCAGCAAAAGAGAUUCUUGGCGACGUCCCAAGGAACAACAUACGUGUACGAUAUUCCGGACAUGUUCAGACAGGUUGUGGAGAAAAGGUGGCGGGAAUGUAUUGAGGAGGGAUCUGUGGAUGGUCCACCGCCGGACAACGUGAUGACAUGUGUAGAGUUGGUGGUGGAGUCCGAUGGCGAGAGACGUGUGGUGGAAGUUACCAGACUGCCGGGACAGAAUACCGUGGGCAUGGUGGCGUGGCGUCUGACCCUGUUCACGCCCGAGUGCCCCGCGGGCCGGGACAUCGUGCUCAUCGCCAACGACCUCACGUACUACAUGGGGUCGUUCGGGCCGCAGGAGGACUGGGUGUACUACCGCGCCUCGCAGUACGCGCGCGACCUCAAGAUACCUAGGAUAUACGUAAGCGUGAAUUCUGGAGCUCGCAUCGGUGUGGCGGAAGAAGUGAAGUCCGAGUUCAAAGUGGCCUGGAUAGACUCGGAGAGGCCUGAGCGUGGGUUCAAAUACUUGUAUUUGAGUCCCGAGGCCUUCUCCAGAUUGGGGCCUUUGAAUUCUGUGAAGACCCAACUGAUCGAUGAUGAGGGUGAAGCGAGAUACAAGAUUACAGAUAUUAUUGGCAAGGAGGACGGUCUCGGCGUGGAGUGCCUGCGCGACGCCGGCCUCAUCGCGGGCGAGACGGCGCAGGCGUACGAGGACGUGGUCACCAUCAGCGUGGUCACCUGCCGGGCCAUCGGCAUUGGGGCAUACGUUGUGCGACUCGGCCAUCGCGUCAUCCAAGUGGAGUCGUCGUACAUCAUCCUGACCGGCUACGCCGCCCUCAACAAGGUGCUGGGGCGCGCGGUGUACGCCAGCAACAACCAGCUCGGUGGCGUACAGAUUAUGCACAACAACGGUGUGACGCACGCCGUCGCGCCCACUGACUUGGAGGCGAUACGGACUGCUGUUAAAUGGUUGUCGUAUGUGCCUAAGGACAAACUGAGCAUGGUCCCCAUAAUGCACAGCGCGGACCCCAUAGACCGACCGGUGGAGUGGACGCCGCCCCGCGCCGCCCACGACCCUCGUCUGAUGCUCACAGGGGAUAGCUCCAGGGCGGGAUUCCUAGAUCAUGGUAGCUUUGAUGAGAUCAUGAAGCCCUGGGCCCAGACUGUGGUUACUGGUCGAGGUCGUCUAGGUGGCAUUCCAGUGGGAGUGAUAGCAGUGGAAACCCGCACAGUGGAGUUCACGUUGCCCGCCGAUCCUGCCAACCUAGACUCCGAAGCCAAGACCGUACAGCAGGCUGGUCAGGUAUGGUUCCCCGACUCUGCCUACAAAACAGCUCAAGCCAUCAACGACUUCUCCCGUGAAAACCUGCCAAUACUCAUAUUCGCUAACUGGCGAGGAUUUAGUGGUGGACAGAAAGACAUGUACGAGCAGAUCCUGAAGUUCGGCGCGGAGAUAGUGCGCGCGCUGCGCGGCGCCGCGGCGCCGGUGCUGGUGUACGUGCCGCCGGGCGCCGAGCUGCGCGGCGGCGCCUGGGCCGUGGUGGACCCCAGCGUCAACCACGCGCGCAUGGAGAUGUACGCCGACACCGACGCCAGAGGUGGCGUUCUAGAGGCCGAGGGUAUUGUGGAAGUGAAGUUCAAGCAGCGUGACAUACUAAAAACUAUGCACAGAUUGGAUCCAGAAUUGUUGAGAUUGGGAGCGAGAUCCGCUGAAAUAAAAGAACAGAUAAAGGAACUUUCGAAGAAUCUAGACCGACGUGGCUCCAUCGACGAUGUGCUCGUAAAAACUGAUGCGGGUCGACAAGCUGAAACUCGUGUACGUGAACUAGAGGCCGAGUUGUUGGCGGCGGAUAAGGCGAUGAAAGCUAAGGAAAAGGAAUUGGGACCUAUAUACCAUGAGAUCGCGGUACAAUUUGCAGAGUUACACGACACUGCAGAGAGAAUGUUGGAGAAGGGCUGUAUAUUUGAUAUAAUCCCGUGGCGCUCGUCCCGGCGGCUGCUGCACUGGCGGCUGCGGCGGCUGCUGCGCCAGAACGCGCAGGAGGCGCGCGUGCAGGCCGCCGCCGCGCCGCCGCGCAUGGACCAGCGCGCCGCCGCCGCCACGCUGCGCAGGUGGUUCACCGAGGACCAGGGGGAGACGCAGUCCCACCAGUGGGAGCACGACAAUGAAGCAGUGUGCAAGUGGUUGGAAGCCCAAGCGGCGGAUAACGACUCGGUACUAGAAAGGAAUCUCAGGGCCAUCAAGCAGGAUGCUGUGCUGCAGGAGGUCAAUAGGAUGGUCAUGGAACUAACGCCCUCUCAACGCGCAGAGUUCGUAAGAAACCUCACUGCCCUAGAAAUGGAACCAGAUUUUAACAAU